GUUUUGACCCACUGACAUGUAAAUUGACUUUUUGAUUUUCAACAUUACCCCGUCCCCCUGCAACAUCACAAUUGUAUUUUCUACAAAUUUCUUCCACGAAAUGGCCGACAUACCGCGGCUCCGCUUGGGAAUUCCGUUCCUGACUGCCACUUAGCGCCACCUGAAUUUGAAGUCUGAAAACGUCGGUCUGUCGCUGACCUCCCCGAACGCAGCGGCGAGGUCAUCGUUGCAGAAAAGAAUUGCGUUGGAACACUCGGAGGCAUUCCUUUUUCUCUGCCCCUUACUAUAUGUCGCAGCCAUAGACAUGAACACAUAAAACAAAUCAUCUGAGUCAUCACGGGAUCAUUUUCCGUAGAUUGGUUGGGAGUCACAGGUAUACGACAGAUUUACAGUAACGAGGUUUUUUGCGCGUACUUCGUUACUUGGCACAGUUGGUGCGUGUCGGCUUUUGUGGUGGUGAUGACUGCGCGUGGGCGUGGGCUCCUCUCAGCAUCAUCAUCAUCACCACCACAGCAACAGCCUCCUCCUCCUCCUCCUCAGCAGCAGCAGCACCAGCACCAUCCUCAUCCUCCGAAGAGCGAGAGGCGCGUCUGUGAACUUUUCCCACCAAAGCCAAGCAUCCCCCCAUAAGAUGGAGGACGGCUACCAGAACCGGACAGCCUUCAUCAAAGGCGCCAAAGACAUCGCCAAAGAAGUUAAGCGGCAGGCGUCCAAGAAGGUUGCCCGCAGCGUCGACCGCGUCAACGACGAGUACAGCCGCCGCUCCUACAGCCGCUUCGAGGAGGACGACGACGACGACUACCCGGCGCAGGACGGCGGCGGCGGGGGCGGCGGCGGCUACUACCGCGGCGACAGCCAGGCGGCCAACGACGACGACGAGGGCGGGCACAGCGACUCCACCGAGGGCCACGACGAGGACGACGAGAUCUACGAGGGCGAGUACCAGGGCAUCCCCCGGGCCGAGUCGGGCAAGGGCAGCCUGGCCGGCGGGCCCGGCUCGGUCCCGCAGCCGUUCCGAGACGUGGCGGCGUCCGAGGCGGAGAGGCGGAAAGACCAGGAGGAGCUGGCGCAGCAGUACGAGAGCAUCCUGCAGGAGUGCGGCCACGGAAAGUUCCAGUGGACGCUCUACUUCGUGCUGGGCUUGGCGCUCAUGGCCGACGGCGUGGAGAUCUUCGUGGUGGGCUUCGUCCUGCCCAGCGCCGAGAGGGACAUGUGUCUGUCGGAGCCCAACAAGAGCAUGCUGGGUCUGAUCGUGUACUUCGGGAUGAUGGUGGGGGCGUUCCUGUGGGGCGCCAUGGCCGACCGGAUCGGCCGCCGCCAGUCUCUCCUCAUCUCGCUGUCCAUCAACAGCAUCUUCUCCUUCUUCUCUUCCUUCGUGCAGGGAUACAGCACCUUCCUCUUCUGCAGGCUCCUCUCGGGCGUCGGGAUCGGAGGCUCCAUUCCCAUCGUGUUCUCGUACUACUCGGAGUUCCUGUCGCAGGAGAAGCGAGGCGAGCACCUCAGCUGGCUCUGCAUGUUCUGGAUGAUCGGCGGCAUCUACGCCUCGGCCAUGGCGUGGGCCAUCAUCCCCCAUUACGGUGAGUCGCAAAAUCCCCGCUGGGCGUGCGACCUCUAUCGAAGCGUCUCCUCUAUUCCGCCAGGGUGGAGUUUCCAAAUGGGCUCGGCCUACCAGUUCCACAGCUGGCGCGUCUUCGUGCUGGUGUGCGCCUUCCCCUCGGUGGCCGCCAUCGCCGCCCUCAACGCCGUGCCCGAGAGCCCCCGCUUCUACCUGGAGAACGGCAAACACGACGAAGGCUGGAUGAUCCUCAAGCAAGUCCACGACACCAACAUGCGAGCCAAGGGACACCCGGAAAAAGUCUUCACCGUGACCACCAUCAAGACGGUGAAGCAGAUGGACGAGCUGGCGGACAGCGGCACCGACACGCCCGUCUGGCAGCGCUACCGCCUCAAGAUCACGAGCCUCUCCCGACAGAUCCGGAAUAACGUUCUGGCCUGCUUCAGCCCGGAAUACAAGCGGACCACUUUCAUGCUCAUGGCUGUUUGGUUCACCAUGUCGUUCAGCUACUACGGCCUGACUGUUUGGUUCCCGGACAUGAUCAAGUACAUCCAGAAGCAGGAGUACGAGUCGCACACCAAGACCUACAGCAAGGAACGCGUGGAGCACGUCACUUUCAACUUCACGCUGGAGAACCAGGUGCACCGUCAAGGCUACUACUUCAACGACAAGUUCCUCAGCAUGAAGAUGAAGUCGAUGGUGUUCGAGGACUCGGUGUUCGAGGAGUGCUACUUCGAGGACAUCACGUCCACGCACACCGUCUUCCGCAACUGCACCUUCAUCGCUAGCUUGUUUUACAACACAGACUUGUUCAAGUACAGGUUUGUGGACUCCAAGUUGGUGAACAGCACGUUCCUGCACAACAAGGAGGGCUGCAUGCUGGACUUCAGCGACGACUUCAACAACGCCUACAUGAUCUACUUCGUCAACUUCCUGGGAACGCUGGCCGUGUUGCCCGGCAACAUCGUGUCCGCUCUGCUCAUGGACAAAAUCGGCCGUUUGAGAAUGCUGGCGGGGUCCAGCGUCAUCUCGUGCGUCAGCUGCUUCUUCCUGAUGUUCGGCAACAGCGAGUCGGGCAUGAUCGCCCUCCUGUGUCUCUUCGGCGGCAUCAGUAUCGCUUCCUGGAACGCCCUGGACGUCAUCACCGUGGAGCUCUACCCGUCUGAUAAAAGGACCACAGCCUUCGGCUUCCUGAACGCCCUGUGCAAGCUCGCAGCCGUGCUGGGCAUCAGCAUCUUCCAGUCUUUCGUGGGCAUCACCAAGGCCGUGCCCAUCCUGUUUGCCGCCGGCGCACUGGCCGCAGGUAGCUUCCUCGCCACAAAGUUGCCCGAAACUCGAGGCCAGGUGCUGCAGUAGUAACCCGUAGCACCAGCGGGGUGGGGGCGGCGCCUGGCUAGCCGGGCGGUGCAGGGCAGAGUCCGAGCGCCGUCUGUUACAGACUACAUCGCCAUUUUUUGGGGAAGUCCCAGAAUCCUCCGCAAUGUGGAUGAUAUCAUCUUCUUUGGGGGGAUGCGUAAUGACCUUUGGGGACUCCCAUUUGUUUUAUGGUGCAGGCGAUUCUGUUGCAUGUGUGUGUGUGUGUGUGUGUGUGUGCGUGUGUGUGUGUGGGUGUGGGGGGGGGGGGGUCGAAACUUGUGUCAUUCCAUGACUUUUUCUUAACUCAAAAUACAGCCGAUUGGUUCUGAAGAGCAGAAUGUACAGAGGGUAGGCAGAGUUUACAUCAUUAAACAUCAACUCACAAGUUCAGGAGAGUGCUUUCAUUUAUCAUUUUAGAGCACCAGUGGAUUUGCACAAAAUGGUUGCUUCGAUCCAAAACGGCUGACUUCCACUUCAAUUUCAGACAUGCGUCGUUGCAACUUUGUUGUGUGUCCUGUCGUGAUAGAAGUGUCCGCCGAAUUUUGUGUCGAUCGGUGUAACUGGAGUUGGGAGCUAAUUUUUUCUAACCUUCCAGGAGGUACUAAUGACUCAAUUUUGGGGUGCAGCAUUCGGGAUACAAGCACCUUUUGAUGGCCUCAGCAUACCUUAAAAAAAAUGACAUUUUCGCAAGCAUCUUGGUGAAAAGUUGCGAUUAAAGGGUUCGCAAUACGGCCCCACUAAAAUUACUCAGUAGCUCCCCCUGGCAACUUCCUGUUCAAUUGCAGACGUGGGUCCUUUUUCAUGCAUCCUGUCAUAAUAGACAUGUCUGCCAGAUUUCAUGUACAUCGAUGAAACUAGUAUCGGGGGCUACAUUUUUCCGAACUGUUUGCGUAUUAUAGUGGUUCCCCCCUAAAAUCACUCACUACCAACCCCUAGAAAAUUAGAAUACAUUUGUCCCCGACAACAGUUUUACCGAUCGACACGGAAUUUGGCAAACUUGUCCAUGGUAACAGGACGCAUGAAAAAAUGUGAGGCACCCAUGACAGAAAUUCAACAAGUCAGCCAUUUUGAUUUGAGGCAGCCAUUUUUUUUUGGGGACAAAAUCCAGGGCUGGAAAUUUUGUGAACUCCUCCGAGGGAAUCCCCAACUGAAUGUCCUCACCUCUGUUUCGCUUAUUUCUCAUAUAUGAUACUCAUAAGCACAAAAAAAGACCCUAAAAAAUAUUGCUGCAUGAGAAUGACUGAUUACAUAAAUGAUAAUAAGGCUCAAUAUGUGACAAAAAAAAUUCACUAAAACUAAGAAAAUGAACAUUAUUGUUUCCCCAAAAGUUAACAUCCAGUUUGUAUGCAGACAAUCAACGAAUGAAGAUUUAAUUUUACAUGCAUCCUUGUAGCUACGCUCUUAUUUGUUUCGCCUUGCCUAAACAUCAGUUAGCCUAGCUUAGCUUAGUUGAGCAUAAACAGUAGGAAAAUAGCUAGCUUGCAUAAUUGUUUUAAAAUCCAAAAAACAUCACGUUAUAUCUAUAUUUGAAGUUAUUAAACAUUUUUCAUUUAAAUCGCUUUUUUAACUGCUAAGUUCAAAUAAAUAACCAGUUUUGUUCACAUUUGAGAGACACUUUACACAAAAGUCUGUUUACAUUGUUGAACUGCAGCUUAGCAGUUAGCCUAGCAUUAAAAUAAAAUCAAUAUCUGUGGACAAUAGCUAGGUUUAAAUGAAAGAAAACAAAAGACAACUUACAUGUGCUUACAUUUUCAAAAGAUGUGAGAAAAUAACUGUCAUUGAACCCACCAUGGAAAUUUCAACAUAUUUGACGACUGACAUUUCCUGUUUUGGGUUUUUAUGCUAAGCUAACAACUCAAAUGAGAGUACCUCCCCCCCAAAAAACACUGUAAUGUGACCAGUUUUGUCUACGUUUGAGAGCCAGUUUGCACAAAAGUAAGUGUGUUUACUUUACUAAUGUACAACUUAGCAGGUAGCUUAGCAUAAACGUUAAGUAAAUAUUGGUGGAAAACAAUGACCUUUAAGUUUAAAAAAAAAAGUUUCCUAUUUUGUUUUGGUUUUAAUGCUAAGCUAAGCUAACAACUCAAAUCAGAGCAUUUCCACCCCUCAAAAACCAAUAUUGUCCACGUUUGAGAGAAACAAGUGUGUUAGUGUUAAAAAAAAAAUAGAUCCGCCGCAUAUUUUUCGACUAUCCUAGAGAAGGAGGGGGAACACCACCUCACAUAUAUCCAGUGUUGCAUUGAACAUAAUAAACCUGGGUGCUCUUUUUGCGAGUACAUUUUUUUUCCCAAUGACUUUGGAAGCAAACAAAAAAAGAGGUUGAAAAAAAAAAAAAGGACGACUCAAUCCGCCGAGCGAUCGUGACGCAUGUUCGUGUUGUGUUGUCUGACAUUUUUGGACGUCCUUUGUGUGCCGGCCGUUUGUGUCUUUAAAAACGCAAAAAGUAGCGUUUUUAGCGUUUUUGUUAUUUUUUAUUGUCCGAUACGCCAACAGUGACUACGUCGGUAUGUUGCUUGCAGUGAUUGUUCUUGAUCAAAGUGGGGUUUUUACAUUGGUGUUCAGAAAGUGGUGGCUGUGCUCCUUGUUUGACCCGGUUUAUUUAUUUAUUUUUGCUGUUUUUAAAAAAAAAUUAAAAUAUGAUUUAAAUAUAUUUUUUAAAUAUUGAAAAUAUAUGUAUUAUAUAUAUAUAAAUAUAUUUGACAAAUAUUUUAAAUGUUUUAAAAUAAAUAUAUAUUGCAAAUGUAUUUAAAAUGUAUUUAUAAUAUGUUUUCAAUACAUACAGUAAAUAUAGUCCCAAAUGUUUAAAAGGCAUUUUAAAUAUAUACAAAUAUGUCAGGGAUAUUUUAAAUAUUUCUCGAAUAUAUGUACAAUUCCUAAAAAUAUUUAAAAUGUGUUUUAAAUAUAUGACUACAUUUUACAAAUAUUUAAAAUGUGUUUUAAAUACAUAUAGUUAUAAUAUAUUCAAAAUGUGUUUUUGAUUGAUACAUUUAUUUUAGAAAUAUUUCAAAUGUUUUCAAUGAAAAUUCAUUUGAAAUAUUUGGAUAUAUUUAAAACCAUUUAAAUAUAAUUUAAUAUUUGUCUCGCUAUAUAUGUAUAUCUAAAAUAUAUGUAUACAUUCAAAAGAUAUUUUGAAUAUUUUAAAAAUAUAGUUUAACGUAUUGAAAACGUUUUGAUCAUAUUACAGUUUAUAUAUUUACAAUGUGUUUUCAUAUAUAUAUUUUUCAGAUAUUUCAAAUGUGUUUUAAAUGGGAGAUUCUUUUGUGUUGAAUAUAUACAUUCAAAAUAUGUUUUGAAUGUGUUUGUUUUAGAAAUAUUUUAAAUAUCUCUAUACCAUAUACAUAUAUUUAAGAUAUUUGUAUAUAUUUAAAAUGCUUUCAAUAUAUUUAAAUAUUUCCCCCUGAACAUAUUUAAAAUAUAUUCAUAUUAAAUAUUUUCAAUAUUUCUCAAAUAUAGUUAUACAUUUUGAAUGUACUUUAAAUAUAUAUACAUAUUUCAAAUAUAUGUAAAUAUGUUUAAGAUAUAUAUCUAUACAUACAAAUUGUCAAAAAGGAUGCUAAUGUCGUAGCUAUGUGAGAAGGAAUGGCAAUAAAUGUGCAUGGAUGAUGGAAGUACGCAGCUUGUCCAGGUCGGCCAUCUUAGAUUGGGGCAAAGAGAAGCCUUUCCUGCUCAAAUUGAGUGCCCUCAAAAGGUUCGAUUAUUUAAUGUUACAAAGUGUAGAGUUAUAAAAAUAUACAUGCACUACAUAUAUUGUCUAUGUAAGGCCUUAUUAAAUGGAUCCCUAUAGUUGAAAUGAAACCUGUCUUUUGGUUUCCUGAAGACAAAAAAUGAUUGGAUUACUUUUUAUUUUCCCUCCUUAAUGGACACAAGGACAUUCCUGAUGCCAGAAAAUGACAAAAAAAGCUGCAAGAAUGCAUUACAGUUCGAUGGUUGUUUUGAGUUUGCCUUGUUUAUAUGAACAGAAACUACUCAAAUUGUGAGUUAAAGUCCAAGAAUCAAUGUAUCGUGUAAAAAAAAUUAAAAAAAAAAAUUAAAAAAAAAUUGAUGUUUGUAUGUGCAAAUAUGGAAUUUGUGGAACAUUCAGGAAAAUUAUUUGGGAAAAAAUCUGUACAAAUGUUUUACGGCGUGUUGUCUUUGUUUUGUAAAAAUGACAAACUGCUUCUUCUUGGUGACUUCAGUAUUUGAAUAUAUUGGUGAUGCUGACAUGAAAAAAAUGUGAUGUCAUUCUUUUGUGAGAGUUGUUCCGUCAGAAGACAUUCACCCGGCAAAUAAAACUCGGACAAAAGGAA
Molecule: messenger RNA, 7197 nt
Organism: Phyllopteryx taeniolatus (common seadragon)
Lineage: Eukaryota; Metazoa; Chordata; Actinopteri; Syngnathiformes; Syngnathidae
Product: synaptic vesicle glycoprotein 2A-like
Exons: 12
Coding region: 632-2911 (759 amino acids)
Biological process (GO): transmembrane transport; chemical synaptic transmission
Cellular component (GO): membrane
Molecular function (GO): transmembrane transporter activity
Source: RefSeq, a predicted model, not a curated record